ACGUGUUUAUUUCAUUUGACAGUACGCAAAACAUCGUGGUCUUUUUAAACAUACAGUCAACAAUAUCGGACAAAGAUAAAAAAGUUUUAUUUUCAUUUAAAUUUUAAAUUAAAAGUGAAUUAAAUUCUUUAACAUGGGCUUUGGACGCGGAGGCGGUGGAGGAGGACGUGGAUUUGGAGGUGGUCGCGGUGGCGGCGGAGGCCGUGGUGGUGGUUUUAAUAAAGGAGGCGGCGGUGGUGGUCGUGGAGGUGGCGGAGGCUUCCGUGGAGGACGUGGUGGUGGCGGUAGCUUCAGGGACCAGGGUCCUCCAGAUCGUGUUAUUCCUCUAGGUCAUUAUUCCUACAAAUGUGAAGACGAUUUGGUCUGCAAAGUAGAAAUCGAUGAUGUUCCAUACUUCAAUGCCCCAAUUUAUUUGGAAAAUAAAGAGCAAAUUGGUAAAAUUGAUGAAAUUUUCGGCACAGUGAAAGACUACUCGGUCUCUGUUAAAUUGUCCGACAACAUGAAUGCUGGCAGUUUUAAACCACAACAGAAGUUGUUUAUUGAUCCCUCAAAACUAUUGCCCAUUGCAAGAUUUUUACCUAAACCACCUCAACCAAAAGGUGCCAAAAAGAAGGGUCCAGCUGGUGGUGUUGGUAACCAGAGAGGUGGUCGUGGUGGUGGUGGCCGUGGAGGCGGUGGUGGCUUUGGUCGCGGAGGUGGUGGUGGUGGCCGUGGAGGCGGUGGCGGUUUUGGACGCGGAGGUGGUGGUGGCGGCGGCGGUUUUGGCCGUGGAGGUGGUGGUGGAGGACGUGGCGGUGGUGGUGGACGCGGAGGUGGCCGCCCUCGUUGGUAAAAUUUAUAUCCAUAUGUUAUAAGCAUUUUUAGAAGAGCUCCUGAGGUUACCCCACUAUUUAGAUUUAAGUAGACUUUCUAUCUAAUAUGAAUGUAUAAGUACUUUUAAAAAAUAUACGAUUUCUGUGUAUAUUAGUAACAAACAAUUUUAUACAUUUUAAUUAUUACUAAAUAACAAUGUCAGAAUGUUUUUUAGAAUAAUAUUAGGAUUUAAGUACAUUCAAGUGUACGUAAAAUGUUAAAACUUAAUAAAGUUUUUUUUUCUAAAAAACAACC
Molecule: messenger RNA, 1107 nt
Organism: Lucilia cuprina (Australian sheep blowfly)
Lineage: Eukaryota; Metazoa; Arthropoda; Insecta; Diptera; Calliphoridae
Gene: Gar1
Product: probable H/ACA ribonucleoprotein complex subunit 1
Exons: 1
Coding region: 134-832 (232 amino acids)
Biological process (GO): ribosome biogenesis; snoRNA guided rRNA pseudouridine synthesis
Cellular component (GO): box H/ACA snoRNP complex
Molecular function (GO): box H/ACA snoRNA binding
Source: RefSeq, a predicted model, not a curated record